Messenger RNA from Cooperia oncophora, 633 nucleotides. Lineage: Eukaryota; Metazoa; Nematoda; Chromadorea; Rhabditida; Trichostrongylidae. The record is from the annotation of a GenBank genome assembly.
AUGGAUGGCACUAUUGAAGAUUUUUGGAGAAUGAUUUGGCAGGAAAAAUGUAAAAGCAUCAUAAUGUUAUGCAAUUUAAUGGAGUGUGGAAAAAAGAAAUGCGAACAAUAUUGGCCAGAUAGUGCCAAUCCAAAUAAGGAGCUAGCCGGUUGCAAAUUGUCGAUUAAAUUCGUGAAAACCAUGGAUGUGGAGGAGAAUAUGGUUCAAACUACGUUAGAGUUAUCCGUGGGCAAUUCAGAGAAGCACACAGUGGAACACCUUCAGUGGAAAGAUUGGCCUGACAGAGGCGUUCCCACGGUGGACCUGUCUUCGUUUCGUCUUCUGGUGCGAGUGAAGAAGCUCACUCCGAUCGCAGUACAUUGUUCGGCCGGAAUCGGACGUACUGGCACCAUUGUGGGAUUGGACGUAUUAUACUCGAAACUUAGAAAGGGACAUGCUACAACUUUGGAAAGCGUCGUUCGGGGUAUACGUAACGAUCGGCAUGGCUCAGUGCAAACAGACGUACAGUAUCUUUUUAUGCAUCGUAUCCUUUUGGCAGUAGCUGAGAAUAAAAAAAUAAUCACGAUUAGCGACGUGGAAAAAUUUGUGACCGAUUACGACGCAUUUUGCAAGUCUAAGGGUUAUGUUGGUUGA